GUUGACCACAAUAUAAUUCCCAUAAGGCCAUAAUCAUACCUCCCCCCUCCCAUCAUUCAUACAUACCACCACCACUAUCAUUCUCAUUCAUUCAUUCUUUCAAGAAAACUCAAACAACAAUCUCAAAUCUUGAUAAAGAUGCCACCUUUCUCACAAUCAGCCCCUAUCUCAAAUGGGUUUUCACUUUCACAAAAUACCCAAAAAGUUUCCAACAAUAUCAUCACCAUUGAUGUGGGUGGUCAACUCUUUCAAACCACCAAACAAACCAUAACCAUAGGUGGCUCCAACACCCUUUUGUCCAAUCUUUUCAACUCAUAUGAACCAAACACCAUCCCUUUCAUUGAUAGAGACCCUGAAUUGUUCUCAAUUCUUCUUUCUUUAUUAAGAACAGGCAAUCUCCCAUCAAAAGCCAAACAUUUUGACAUUCAAGAUAUCAUCUUUGAAGCAAGAUUUUAUGGAAUUAGUGAUCUUCUUGUUGAAACUCAGUCAAACCCAUCUCAAUUUGAACCUUUUGGUUUAGAAAAAUCAAAGCUUUUGCCUUUAAGUGGUAGGGAUACACCUUCUGCUAUUGCAGCAACUCCAAAUGGGUCAGUUCAUGUCUCACAUGGUAGCAAGAUUACAUCUUUUGACUGGUCUUUACAAAGAAAGUCAACAACUUUGACCAGUUUUGCAGCUAUUGAUUCUUUAUUAGCUUUGUCCCAUAAUGUUGUGGCUGCUGGUGCUACAGACUUUUCUGGGCUGCAAAUUCUUGAUCUUGAUUUGGGCUUUGUAACACAAACUUUAAAGUGGGAAAAUGCAACUAAAUCUAGCUCAACGGUUCAAGCAAUUGGGAUGUCACCAGACUUAUUAUUCACUAGUUUUGAAUCUGGUAGAAGAAAUUCAAACACUAUCAUGGUUUAUGAUGUUAAUAGUUUCAAAGUUGUGUCCGAGAUUGCGCGUAAUGAAAUCUUCGGUGCCGAUCUUGAUUCGGCUAUUCCAUCGACUAAGUUAUGUUGGGUAUCUAGUCUUAAUCUGUUAAUGGCUUCAGGGUCUCAUAGUAGUCAUUCAGGUGUGUCAGGAAACAUAAAGUUUUGGGAUAUAAGAUCCGGAAAUGCGGUUUGGGAAACUAAGGAAACGGUUGAUUGUUUUUCGGAUAUCGCGGUUUCCGAUACCCUUUCGGCUGUUUUCAAGAUUGGUGUGAACUCAGGAGAGGUUUCCUACAUUGAUUUAAGAAACUUUGGAUCUUGUGACUCAUGGAAUUGUGUUGGUGACACUAGGAAAGUCAACAACAAUGGGAAGAAAGUCAAAGAGGGGUUUGGUUGCAAGAUUGAAACUCAUGGGAAUCAAGUUUUUUGUGGUAAGCAAGAGAAAUUGGAGUUAUGGUCAGAGGUGUUGAUGGGUUCGUCGAAUGAUGGUAAAGAUCGAAUCUUUCGGAAGAAUGUGUUGGGACGAGUGAAGGAUUUGGGUGGAAAGAGGAUCACGAACAUGGGUUUCGGAGGGAACAAGAUGUUUGUUACUAGGAAGGAUGAACAAUGUGUUGAAGUUUGGCAAAGCUCAGUAAGAAGAUUGUGACUGUUAGAAGAUUUGAAUUUGUUAUUCUUUUUUUCAAUUGUAUGUAAUUUGGUUUUGUGGUAUAUUGAUUGUUUGUGUACAUAUGUUAAUACACCAAUCUUCAACUUCUUACAAA
Molecule: messenger RNA, 1666 nt
Organism: Helianthus annuus (common sunflower)
Lineage: Eukaryota; Viridiplantae; Streptophyta; Magnoliopsida; Asterales; Asteraceae
Product: BTB/POZ domain-containing protein At5g41330
Exons: 1
Coding region: 139-1551 (470 amino acids)
Biological process (GO): protein homooligomerization
Molecular function (GO): protein binding
Source: RefSeq, a predicted model, not a curated record